AUGACGUCCUCCGUCUUUUUCAAGUUCAAAUCCCAAAGGGAACCUACUAGAGUCGAGUUUGAUGGUACCGGCAUCUCAGUCUUCGAACUGAAGCGUGAGAUCAUUACUAAAAGUGGCCUUGGAGAUGGCACCGACUUUGAUCUGCACAUCUACACCGACGAUAACAGCGAAGAAUAUGACGACGAUACGACUAUCAUUCCCAGGUCAACGACUGUCAUCGCCAGACGCCAGCCUGCCCUCAAGCCUGGCGCAGGGCGUGCUGCUCGCUACGUAUCUGGUAAAAUGCCCGUGACAGCUAAGAAUGCUGGUCGCAAAGAGCAAACGGCCAAGGCAUCGGUUUCCAAACCAAGUUCCGAUGCAAUUAGCCAGAUGAACAAUGCUAUGACGGAAGAGGAGAAAAUGGCGGCUAUGUUUGCAGCCCAAACAGAGCAGUGGUCCGCCCAGCAGGAGGAGAUGUCUCAUCAAACACCAGUUUUCAAAGCUGGUGCAAAGAGACCUGCAAAUGUUCCUGACCAUGACCCACCCAACGGAUACAUCUGCUACCGAUGUGGCAACAAGGGUCAUUGGAUUCAAUUAUGCCCGACCAACGACGAUCCCGAGUUCGAUAACCGCCCACGUGUCAAGCGAACAACGGGUAUUCCUCGUUCAUUCCUACAAAAGGUCGAUAAGUCCGUUGUCCUUGCACAAACUGAUGGCGACGAGACCAAGCGUCCUUCGGGUAUUAUGGUCAAUGCUGAAGGAGAUUUUGUUAUUGCCGAGCCUGACAAGGCAUCGUGGGAACAGUUCCAGGCCAAGGCCAAGUCUUCAGCAGUAACCAAUGCACCGGCUGAGGACAAGGAAAUUCAGGAACAGGGCUUGGAGUGUUCAAUUGACAAGAAGAUGUUCAUAGAGCCAAUGAAGACUCCUUGCUGUCAGAAGACCUUUUGUAAUGAUUGCAUAACCAAUGCUCUCAUCGAAAGCGACUUUGUCUGCCCUGCAUGCCAGUCAGAAGGCGUAUUGAUUGAUGACCUUCAACCCGAUGAGGAUGCCUCGAAGAAGAUUCAAGAGUACUUGAAGGAGAAGGAAACAGCCAAAAGCCCACCUCCUCCGUCACCCAAAGCUUCGGAAGGUGCCAAGGCAGAUGGCGAAACCCAAGAUAAACCUCAGAAUGAGGACGUUGCCAGCACAGAGCAGAAGACUGAGAAUGAACCCAAUGAUAAAACUACGGAUUCAGCCAAGGAAAAGUCGAACUCGCCAGUAUCUCAAGCUGCAACUAUCAAGACCCCUCCCACUGGCCCCAAAAGCCUUGUAUCUGUCCCGCAUGAUGCGAACAAACAAGUAGAUGGUGCCAAAACAUCAGAUGCUAAUUCAAAGAAGCGGCCAGCAGACGAUAUUCUAGACAAUCCUCGAAUUCCCAAGGGCCCCAAAGCUAUGCAAAAUCAGCAAAACGUGAUGAACGGCAUGGGCAUGAACGGCAUGGGCAUGAACAUGGGCAUGAAUCAUAUGAUGUUCAACGGAAUGCCUAUGAUGCCCAACAUGAUGGGUAUGCCCAACAUGGGUAACAUGAACAUGGGAAUGCCUAACAUGAACAUGAUGGGAAUGCCUAACAUGAUGGGCAUGCCCGGGUUCCCUGGGAUGAACGGUGGGUUCGGCGGGAUGAAUGGCUGGGAUAUGGGGAUGAACGGUAUGAAUGGCAACAUGGGCAACAUGAACGGCGGGAUGAAUGGCUUCCAGAACGGCAACUUUGGACAAGGUGUUGGCCCUGACGAGGAUGCGUACUUUCGCAAGCCAGUCAACCCCCACCGACACCAGAACAAGCAGCGAAGAGUACGACCCAGCGACUACCGAGAGCUUUAG
Molecule: messenger RNA, 1836 nt
Organism: Fusarium venenatum
Lineage: Eukaryota; Fungi; Ascomycota; Sordariomycetes; Hypocreales; Nectriaceae
Product: DWNN domain-containing protein
Biological process (GO): protein ubiquitination; ubiquitin-dependent protein catabolic process
Cellular component (GO): nucleus
Molecular function (GO): nucleic acid binding; zinc ion binding; ubiquitin protein ligase activity
Source: RefSeq, a predicted model, not a curated record